AUGGCUGUGGCAUCAGUUCCAAUAACGCACGGCGGUAGCAGUAUGCUGAGGUCUGUCGCUGCGCUGAACGGCCGCGUCUUCGACACCGAUCCCGUCAUCGCGUACAUGCUGCUUGGCAUGUCUCAGCAAGAAAGGUUGGCUUAUCUGCCGACGUACUGGACCGCGCUCGUCAAGUCAGCCUUGCUCAAUCAUGCAGUGAUCACCGAAGCCGAUGGCUGGAAAGCGGCCUCUGUCCUGAUCCCACCGGGUGGAUACAUCGAAAAUGUCUGGACUCUUCUCUGGGCUGGGUUUCUGGGCGUUCUGUGGAAAAUAGGACUUCCAGGCGUUAAGCGUCUCUGGACCGAAUUCUCUGGUAUGACCGACAACGCGAAGAAAAAUGGUCUACGUGGACAGACCCAGUACUACUACGUCUUCAGUAUCGGAACCGAGCGCGAACACCGUGGAAAAGGCCUCGCGAAAGCGAUUAUUCAGGAACACCAGAAGACCGCCCGAGCUGCGAACCUCCCAAUCUGGCUCGAAGCAACGACUGUGGGCUCGCGCGCUCUCUACCUAUCGAUGGGAUUCAAGGAAGUUGAAGAGAUUCGGCUUGGGAAGGGCAAGGUCGCUGCUGAUGCUAGCAUUCAGCUUCACGGUCCAGGAGUCACUCUUUGGGCGAUGGUAUGGUGGCCAAACCUAACUCCUGAAGCUAUUUCCUAG
This is a messenger RNA of Penicillium mononematosum, 696 nucleotides long. Its product is annotated as GNAT family N-acetyltransferase. Lineage: Eukaryota; Fungi; Ascomycota; Eurotiomycetes; Eurotiales; Aspergillaceae. The record is from RefSeq and is a predicted model, not a curated record. Bases 1 to 696 code for a protein of 231 amino acids. The transcript has 4 exons. Gene Ontology annotation, molecular function: acyltransferase activity, transferring groups other than amino-acyl groups.